Aspergillus vadensis CBS 113365 is the source of this 1190-nucleotide messenger RNA. RefSeq names its product short chain dehydrogenase. Lineage: Eukaryota; Fungi; Ascomycota; Eurotiomycetes; Eurotiales; Aspergillaceae. Gene Ontology annotation, cellular component: cytoplasm. The coding region runs from base 1 to 975 and encodes 324 amino acids. The record is from RefSeq and is a predicted model, not a curated record. Gene Ontology annotation, molecular function: oxidoreductase activity, acting on the CH-OH group of donors, NAD or NADP as acceptor. The transcript has 2 exons.
AUGACAGCCUCUACGGAAGAUAUCAUACCCUUCUCGGUGGAAGGGAAGACGGCCAUCGUCACGGGCGCUGGCUCGGGGAUCAAUCUAUCAUUCGCAUCCCUUCUGCUAUCCAGGAAUUGCAAUGUUGUGGUAGCCGACAUCGCUCUGCGACCGGAAGCAGAGCAACUCAUCGCCAAGUAUGAGGCCGCCGACUCCUCCCCGCGAGCAGUUUUCAUUCGUACAGACGUCACCUCUUGGGCCGACUUGAAACGCAUGUUCGACUUGACCUUGUCCUUAUUUGAAGAGUUUCAUAUCCUCUGCCCUGGUGCGGGUGUCUACGAGCCCCCGUGGUCGAAUUUCUGGCAGCCACCCGGAUCCGCAGUAAGCAAAGAUAAAGAGGACAGCGACCGAUACGCGCUCCUGGACAUCAACGUCACGCAUCCCAUCCGAACUACCCAACUGGCCUUGUCGCACUGGCUGCAUCCCACAAGCCCCAACGUAGCUCCCGUCUCCCCGCAGAAUCCCCGACGCGUUAUUCACAUCUCCUCCGUGGCAGGUCAACUGCCAAACGUUGUGUGUCCCAUGUAUGGCGCUUCAAAGGCCGCCAUUACCGGCUUUGUGCGGUGUUUGGCCCCCCUCGAGCAGGCAAUCGGCGUUCGUGUGAAUGCAGUGGCCCCCGGUCUUAUACGUACCCCACUGUGGGUCGAGAACCAGGAAAAAAUGAUGCUUAUCGACGAGGAGAAAGACGGAUGGGCAACGCCUGAAGAAGUCGCAUCCGCCAUGCUAAGAUGUGUGGAAGAUAACGAUGUUGGGGGAGGAACGAUUUUAGAAGUUGUUCGCAACUCAACGCGACGCGUUGAGAUUCUGAAUGACCCAGGUCCUGCUAGGGUGGCUGGAGAUGCCUCCAUUCCGAGCAAGAACCAACAGGGGGUGGACCAACUCCUCGAAUCCCUGAAGCAAAAGGAUAUUUGGGCUCCGCAACGGCGGUCGACGUAGUGUGCAUGUUGCUAUCUUCGCCUUAAUCGAGUAUACAUACAUAUGUAGGGAGGCAUAAGAAAUUGUGGAGCCAUUAAGUGAAAACGCCCCCAGUUGGAAAUAAUUAUGGGUUAUUAUGACGAUACGAUAGUUAGAAUCUAUCACCAAAUUUCUUGCCCUGGAUGCCAUGAUGUCUGUGAAAUAUCUACUUAACAUGCUCUGUCAUAUUAUCCAAG